Molecule: messenger RNA, 1743 nt
Organism: Gorilla gorilla gorilla (western lowland gorilla)
Lineage: Eukaryota; Metazoa; Chordata; Mammalia; Primates; Hominidae
Gene: ROGDI
Product: rogdi atypical leucine zipper
Exons: 11
Coding region: 354-1238 (294 amino acids)
Cellular component (GO): RAVE complex
Source: RefSeq, a predicted model, not a curated record
CAAGCGGGUGCCCCAGGCUGGUGCCGGCCGCGUCCCUGGCCAGCAGGAGCAAGCCUGACUCGUGCAGCCGCCGGCCGCGUCCCUGGCCAGCCGGAGAGAGCCUCACUCCCGCAGCCGCCAGUCUCGUUGCAGGGCUCCCGCAGGUUUCGGGAGCCGAGGCGGACCGACAGGCGCCAGCCAAUCGAGAGCACGGAGCCGGCCUGGGGGCGGGGUGGUACCCGCUCCGCCAAUCAGGGGUGGGGGCGGAGCCAGACGCCGGGGGCGGACGGGAGGACUGGAGGACCGAGGACAGGGAAGAUUGGUGGACAGGAGCAGCGGCCGGUGGGGAGGGCGCUCGGCGGCGGCCUGCGGCCAUGGCCACCGUGAUGGCAGCGACGGCGGCGGAGCGGGCGGUGCUGGAGGAGGAGUUCCGCUGGCUGCUGCACGACGAGGUGCACGCUGUGUUGAAGCAGCUGCAGGACAUCCUCAAGGAGGCCUCUCUGCGCUUCACUCUGCCGGGCUCCGGCACUGAGGGGCCCGCCAAGCAAGAGAACUUCAUCCUAGGCAGCUGUGGCACAGACCAGGUGAAGGGUGUGCUGACUCUGCAGGGGGAUGCCCUCAGCCAGGCGGAUGUGAAUCUGAAGAUGCCCCGGAACAACCAGCUGCUGCACUUCGCCUUCCGGGAGGACAAGCAGUGGAAGCUGCAGCAGAUCCAGGAUGCCAGAAACCAUGUGAGCCAAGCCAUUUACCUGCUUACCAGCCGGGACCAGAGCUACCAGUUCAAGACGGGCGCUGAGGUCCUCAAGCUGAUGGACGCAGUGAUGCUGCAGCUGACCAGAGCCCGAAACCGGCUCACCACCCCCGCCACCCUCACCCUCCCUGAGAUCGCCGCCAGCGGCCUCACGCGGAUGUUCGCCCCCGCCCUGCCCUCCGACCUGCUGGUCAACGUCUACAUCAACCUCAAUAAGCUCUGCCUCACGGUGUACCAGCUGCAUGCCCUGCAGCCCAACUCCACCAAGAACUUCCGCCCAGCCGGGGGCGCAGUGCUGCAUAGCCCUGGGGCCAUGUUGGACCCUCUCACCGCCUACAGCGAGUGGGGCUCUCAGCGCCUGGAGGUGAGCCACGUGCACAAAGUGGAGUGCGUGAUCCCCUGGCUCAACGACGCCCUGGUCUACUUCACCGUCUCCCUGCAGCUCUGCCAGCAGCUCAAGGACAAGAUCUCCGUGUUCUCCAGCUACUGGAGCUACAGACCCUUCUGAUCACAGCCCCCAGGAGCUUGUCUCCAGGAAGGCGGCCCCUGUCCCCUACUCAUACCCACCACAGAGCACCAGCCAGUGCCAACGCCAGGCUGCUAUUUAUCUCCCUAUCCCACCCCCUACCCCACCCCCUACCCCACCUAACACAUUUGCACUGCCGGGAAUGGACACUGGAAGUGCCAGGAGGAAGGAAGGCUGGUUUGGAGGGGUAGUGGGGAGGUCAGGGAGGCGGGGCCGAGGGUGUCCCACAUUCCCAACACCGCCCUCUGAUCACCAUGGGAAUCUUUGGACUCAGGACAGGGCCAGGCCCAGGGCUCUCCCUCCUCUCCCCUUCGCUGUCCCCUCCCCCUGGAGGGCAUGGGGUGGGGGGGUGGCACUGAGCUAUGAGUCCCGGGGAUGGUGAGGAACGCCACAGACAGAGCCACCCUAGGAGUGAGUACAGUGCUGGUGACUGUGUUCCAUAGCCCCAAUCCAGGGCUGUCUAAGAAAUAAAGAUCAUCAGACUCUG